Chelmon rostratus (copperband butterflyfish) is the source of this 2464-nucleotide messenger RNA. RefSeq names its product potassium inwardly rectifying channel subfamily J member 2a (gene kcnj2a). Gene Ontology annotation, cellular component: plasma membrane. The record is from RefSeq and is a predicted model, not a curated record. Bases 395 to 1678 code for a protein of 427 amino acids. Gene Ontology annotation, molecular function: inward rectifier potassium channel activity. The transcript has 2 exons. NCBI's taxonomy places the organism in Eukaryota, Metazoa, Chordata, Actinopteri, Chaetodontiformes, Chaetodontidae. Gene Ontology annotation, biological process: regulation of monoatomic ion transmembrane transport; potassium ion import across plasma membrane.
CCAGAGAUGUGAGGGAAGUUUCACACUUCAUCGUGUUCGGCCAAAACAAACAAAAAGCGCGCGGGAACGACGCCGAGGAUAGCCGAGGCCAAAAACGUCUGGAUUAUAUUUCAGCAAGCUGAAUCCAAAAGGUCCACAAAUGAGCAACAGCAGAUGAACUUGAUGAGGUCCAGUCAGCUGAUGAAAGAGGAGUGAUCACUUCAUCCUCCUCUUGUUGCACUCCAUCUAGGGGCCAGUGAGGCUGAAGAGUCCCUUCAGCCCGCCUCAUUUUGUCACCAUUUCCUCUCUGAGUUGGUCCCCCAGAAGUGUUUCAAAACUGUUUCUCCAACGCUUUUUCCAGAAACUCAGACUGUUUUCCAAAGCAGAAGCAGCACAGCCCUCCCAGACUGAGGUGAUGGGAAGCGUGCGAGCCAGCCGCUACAGCAUUGUGUCAUCAGAGGAGGACGGCAUGAAGCUUGCCACUAUGGCAGUGCCCAACGGCUACGGGAACGGCAAGAGCAAGGUUCACACAAGACACCAGCCGCAAAGCAGAUUUGUGAAGAAAGACGGUCACUGCAACGUGCAGUUCAUCAAUGUGAGCGAGAAAGGUCAGCGGUACUUGGCUGACAUCUUCACUACAUGCGUGGACAUCCGCUGGAGGUGGAUGUUCAUCAUCUUCUGCCUCGCCUUUCUUCUGUCAUGGCUGUUCUUCGGCUGCGUCUUCUGGCUGGUGGCCAUUUUCCACGGGGACUUAGAAAAUGAUACCCAGAAGUGUGUCUCCAAUGUGAGCAGCUUCACCGCUGCCUUCCUGUUCUCCAUUGAGACUCAAACUACCAUUGGCUACGGCUACAGAUACGUGACAGACGAGUGCCCUGUCGCUGUCUUCAUGGUAGUUUUCCAAAGCAUCGUGGGCUGCAUUAUUGACGCCUUCAUCAUUGGUGCUGUCAUGGCAAAGAUGGCAAAGCCCAAGAAGAGGAAUGAAACUUUGGUUUUUAGUCAUAACGCCACAGUGGCCAUGAGGGACAACAAGCUCUGCCUGAUGUGGCGUGUGGGCAACUUAAGGAAGAGCCACCUGGUUGAGGCGCAUGUGCGGGCGCAACUUCUGAAAUCCAGGACGACAGCAGAGGGGGAGUACAUCCCCCUCGAUCAGAUGGACAUAGAUGUGGGCUUCGACAGCGGAGUCGACCGCAUCUUCCUGGUCUCUCCCAUCACCAUUGUCCACGAGAUCGACGAGGACAGCCCCUUCUACGACAUGAGCAAACAGGACCUGGAGAACUCAGAGUUUGAAAUCGUGGUCAUCCUGGAGGGCAUGGUCGAGGCAACUGCCAUGACCACGCAGUGCCGCAGCUCCUACGUCGCCAGCGAGAUUCUCUGGGGCCAUCGGUUCGAGCCUGUGCUCUUUGAGGAGAAGAACUACUACAAGGUGGACUAUUCCCGCUUCCAUAAGACAUACGAAGUGCCGAGCACCCCUCUGUGCAGCGCCAGAGACCUGGCAGAGAAAAAAUACAUUCUCUCAAACUCCAACUCCUUUUGCUACGAAAAUGAGAUGGCACUGGAGAACAAAGAGGACACGGAUGAGGGAAACGGGGGCAGCGUUGGGCCUGACGGCACCCAGACGGACAACAUCUCAGAGACUGAACACAGCCAAGCCACGGUGCCGCUAGAGCCCCGACCUCUGAGACGAGAAUCAGAAAUAUGACUGUUCAGACCUCAGACCUCACGUUAGAGAUUUUCUAAAAGCACCUCUCUGCUCCAAAAGGCACAACGAGCCGAGCUGGGCAGAGGACAAGCCGAACGGUACUGCUGUGGGAAGCGGCAAGGUUUAAGACUUUGUAUGUAGGAGUCUGUUUGAACUUUGACUACAUACAGUAUGACAAAACACAGCACUAUGAACCAUGUGCAUAUUGCAGGAAGAAUUCUCCAUGAAGUCCCCAUGAAUGUGUGCUCAGUGUCUGGUGACUGCAAGAUGACAGAGAGGAAGGAGGUUGUUGAGAUGACUUGAAAACUGCAGGCAUGUCUCAGUUUCUCUGGCCGGUAUGAACAAGACGCUUUCAGAAGGUGGUUUUUAUAGUUAGAAUAUGUUCUCAAGUGCUGCUAGAAAAUAGUUAAGUUAAACUUUGUGCUUUCUCGUAGAACCGCAGUACACAAAAGGUAGAUGUCUGGAACAAAGGUACAAGUAGAGUAUUUGUUCACGAGCUGGUCUCCUAGCAGACAUCACAGAGCUGAAACUUGCACCAAAACUUUCUGUAAGCAACAAAGGUCAAACGACGUGUCGAAAACUUAACAGCACUGAUUUUCUGAUCUUCUGCUUUAUCCUUUGCAGUUAUUGAUCUGAGAGACUGUUCAUUGCUGGUCGGACUGAUAGAGACAUGCCUGCCCGUGUCAAGAUAGAGCAGGGUAGUAUUAACGGCAUCAAACUGGCAGAAAAAUCAUUAAUUUAAACAGAGACCGGGGUAAUAUGAGAAUCUGAAUGUUCUUUAAAGUG